UGCGCGGAGCAGCGGGGAUUCCCCGAGGGAAGUUCCCAACUCCGCAAAGUGGGCUAUGUAAAAACACACACUUCUAUGCUCAUAUCCUCACUACAGCACUUCCUAAUGCCGUGCUGCUGUGCUGGAACAUGUUGUCCACACGCUAAGUUGGACUUUUACACUCACCCGAACCAAGGGCUCAUGUCUGCUCUGUCAGUGAUGAUUGUGGAGCACACGGCAUGGAGAGGAACAUCGCAGACCAGCUCAACAAAGCUUUUGAAGCUUAUCGCCAGGUCUCCAUUGAAAAAGACAAUGCCAAAAAGGAGCUGCAACAAAUUACUGAGCAUUAUCAGCAAUACACUCAAAAACUCCUAAAGCAGAUAGAAGACCAGCAGCAGCUGAUUUCCCAACUUAAAGCUCAGUUGCCAGCAACAAGGACACCAGCAGGAGAGAUGAAAUGUGAGGCAUGCAUCCAUCUGGUUGAUGGGCUCAGCGCACAUGGGAAAAUACCGCAUCCGGACAAUACGGGCACUGUCGCUGUUACUCCUGUAAUGACUGUCAAUAGCAGUGUCGACUAUCAGGACAUGCUGGAUGCGCUGGAAGCCGUUCAAGGGACCUUCCGGCAGAUUCGCUGUCUAUCCCGAAGGCAAAAAGAUCACCUGAAGAGAUUCCGUGGGGGGAUUGAAACAGCAAAUGAUCAGCAGUUCUCCAUGCCCAUCCAGUGCACAGACGGCACAGCAGAAGAAGACGAAACAGCCUUUUCCUCUGCAUUACAGUCGGCGGUGGAUAAUCCGCUGCCUCCUACAUCCCUGACGUCGCGUGGCGCCGGCCCGGACGACAGGGACUUUGUAGACUCUCUCACCAAGCUCAGUGUCAAAUUCCCACCCCCUGCGGACAGCGAAUACGACUUCCUGAACAGCGCCCCGGAAAGGCAUGUGGGUCUGACCGUGCCCAUGAGGCGGCCUCUCUGCGGCGCCUCCACCGUGGCCAACGAGGGGGAGGAAGAGGCCUCGGAACUGCCCACCACGCCGUGUUUUACUUACCCCACGUUCCCCUCUCACGCCACAUCUUCUUCCCUCUCCCAGGAGAACAUUCGGGGACCCCAGCAGGUGAGAAGGAGUCUCUGUGGACGCCCGAGAUGUGCCACGCCGUGGAAGUGGGAUCAGAGUCGGCGACGCCUUGCAGCAGCAUCCCAGAUAAAUGUGCUUUCUGCCACGCCGUGGUUCCUCAGGAGCGGAUGAACAGCCACCUCUACUCGCAUUUCUCUCCCGAGGAUGACAGCCACCACUGACGGCCCAGAGACUUACUGUAACGUGGCCGCAUCCUGAAAGUAUGUUCACUGCACGGGACACUGCGAUGACACUUGAAUCCAUUUAUUUCAUAUUGAAGAACUGAAUGGUGCAGUCCCUGCUUAUUGCAUUCUUCUCAUACAUUUACUGCGACAUGUAAUGAGGAAAUAAAGCCAACAUUUACUCUCAGAAGAUAACAGAAACAAUCCCUUUUAUCCCUUUUGUUACAAGGUGGACCAAAGUAUGUUUCUAUAUGUUGAAGUACUAUUUGCAUUAUCGACAAAUUCAUAUCUUUUUUGAUGGAAAAAUUAAAUGUAAUCAUCUGUGAACAAAGGCACAUCUUUGGCCCUCUAUAUCUCCUACAACAAGCCCGUGGUGGCUUUGACAUGCUAACCCAGCAACAUACAGGUGCUCCUCACGUCACCAACGUUCCCUAGACGUGUUCUAAAUCCAUUUUAGUGGAAGCCAGAACUCAAAUGAAGACUUGACGUCACUCACACUGUAUACAGCAGUGUCGCUUUUGGCAGCCAUUUUAUUUGUAGUCUUCAUUUUUUGGACCAAAGUGCUUCUUGUUUUAGUCACAUUUUAGUCCGUUUUCUAUGUGAUUGGUUUAGUCUAGUUUUAGUUGACAAACCUGAACCCAUUUUAGUCUGGUUUUGGUCAGUUCAGUUUUAGGAAAAACAAUCAUUCAACACUGAAAGAAAGAAGUAUCUCGUGUCAGCCAUUGAAACGAGCAACAUACACAACUCCUCAUAAUAAUAAUAAUAAUAAUAAUGGAUUACAUUUAUAUAGCACAUGUUGUUUCACUGCAACUAGUUAGCUCAGUGGUUAAAACAACUAGCCACUAGCCAGCUAGCGACUAGCUUCACCACACGCUAGCCAAAGGUACACUACAUAUUGGAGCUGCCGCCACUGCUGCUGUGUUUUUGUUUUUGAUGCUAGGUGUGGCGUUCCUUUCUAUGUUGCUAUGUGAAAUCAAUGCACCCAGGAAGGAAGUUCCCAAAAUACUGUAAGUAUGACAUGUUAUCAUGACUGUAGCUGUUACUUCAUGCUCACAGCAUGGAUAGAAAACCACUAAACCUUGUUGGAGCUUUUUUAGAGGGCUUUCCUGGUGGAAUAGGUGUAUCCCAUUAUGUGCAUUGUUAGCUCCUCAUGCUAGGAUUGUGGAUGAUGGGCAAAAUUCCCCCCCAAAAAAGCAAUGAGGAGAUUGUGAAGUUGUUGCAUUUGUCAGCUGUAGGGGGAGCCCAAUUGUUCCAUACUCGUUCUUUACCUGACAUUUGCUAAUCACAAGUCUUUUCUUAAUUGAUGAAAGGGUGAUAUAUUUGUUGAAUUAGCACGGUAAUAAGAAGCAGCUGUUUGUUGAUCACCAUGAUGUUUUUUUUUAAACGUUUCAAAGUUGUCUGCCAUUUCUGAAGUUUAUACGCCAUGUGUUCUUUACACACAAAAACCGCUUUUAUUCCUUAAUGACGCACAACAUCAGGCACCAACACGCCGUUCAAUUAGCACAAUUACGUCCACAUUUGUCAGCCCUGGUUUUUACCUCCUGCUAGCAGUAUUUUAUUGGACGACUGAACAUCUGCACGUGACAGGUAUUGAUUGCCAUGGCAGCAUUUUUUUACAUUCACUCAGUGCAAACACAAGUAUAUGUCUUGGAUGUUAAAGUCAGUCUUUCUAGAGGCUAAGCUAGGAUUUGUUGGCACGGAUGCUUUUGAUUGCGUGUUAUAAAUAGCACACGUUCACCCUGCCAAACAUGACUUGUUCAUUAGAGCUUUUUUAAUGACAAACGAUAUCAUGUGACAUUCUGCAGCACAACAUGGAUGGUGGGUGGGAUGAUUGUGUCUGGCAAAUACUUAUCCCUAAUGAUGCUCUCUGCUUCAUCUGUGAAGAGUCCAACAUAGUGCAGCCUACACGCUUUUCUCUCUGGGAGCAGGAACAGCUGCUUGCUCAUAAUUACCUUGUCAUUCAUUGUUUGGAAGAGGAAACUCAUACUGACAGUGCCUCUUAUUAGAUUUGCUUUAUUUAUUUUUAUUUUUGCUAAGCGGACCUGCAUAGUUAGCCUCCUGUGUGUUGGUAAAAGAAAACUUGAAGAGAAAAAAAAAUGAGAAAGAAACACUUUGGAAGUGAAAAGUGAAAAAAAAAAAUUGAUAAAAGAAAACAGUUUGGAAGUGAAAGUGAAAAAGAAAACAGUUUGGAAGUAAAAGUGAAAAAAUGAAAAGUUUGGAAGUGAAAGUGAAAAAAAAUGAAAGAAAACAGUUUGGAAAUGAAAAGUGAAAGUGAAAAAAGUAAGUUUGGAAGUGAAAGUGGAAAAAAACGAAGUUAAAAGUGAAAGUGAAAAAAAGAAAGUUUGGAGGUGAAAGUGGAAAAAAAAGAAAACCAUUUGGAAGUGACAAGUGAAAGUGAGAAAAAAGGGAAAAAAGAAAACAGUUUGGAAGUAAAUAUGGGGGAAAAAAAUAGUUUGGAAGUGAAAGUGGAAAAAGAAAACAGUUUGGAAGUAAAAGUGGAAAAAUGAAAACAGUUUGGAAGUGAAAGUGAAAAAAAAAGAAAGAAAACAGUUUGGAAAUGAAAAGUGAAAGUGAAAAAAAGUAAGUUUGAAAGUGAAAGUGGAUAAAAAACGAAGUUAAAAGUGAAAGUGAAAAAAAGAAAGUUUGGAGGUGAAAGUGGAAAAAAAAGAAAACCAUUUGGAAGUGACAAGUGAAA
Molecule: messenger RNA, 3965 nt
Organism: Dunckerocampus dactyliophorus (ringed pipefish)
Lineage: Eukaryota; Metazoa; Chordata; Actinopteri; Syngnathiformes; Syngnathidae
Gene: tank
Product: TRAF family member-associated NFKB activator
Exons: 8
Coding region: 219-1220 (333 amino acids)
Biological process (GO): canonical NF-kappaB signal transduction
Source: RefSeq, a predicted model, not a curated record